AUGGACACGGAAGUCUCAUUUUCCACGCCGAACCUGGUGGAGGAGCACUCUGACGCGCUGGCGCGUCACAACUCUGACGGCGGAUAUAGCUUGAUAGAUUACUAUGCGGAAAACCGCAGGGAGGAGCCGUUCACGCUGGUGAACCCGCCUCAUAGAAAGACCUUGACACGAACAGAGUCGAUCCAGUCGCUGAAGAAGUCGCGAACGUCGCUGGAGCGGGUCCAGAGCAAGAUUGGCGAGUCGAUCCACCAGGAGCCAAACCGUUUGAACGCGAUUCUCGCCAGCGACAGAGACAGGUACGGGUUUCGCAAAAGCAACCACUAUGUCAAGAUCGAGGACUACGACGAAUGGUGGACGCGGUACUCGCAGUACCUGUCGCGGAGAAAAAAGAAGUGGGAGAAGCUGAUGGCGAAAAACGGACUGCUGGUCGCCAAGAAGGGCAGUCCGACCAGGUUUCCGGCCCGGUCUGAGGAGCUGCGACGCUACGUUCGCAAGGGCAUUCCGGCAGAGUGGAGGGGCGACGCCUGGUUCUAUUUCGCCAAAGGCUACGACAAGCUGAAAGAUAAUAAGGGCGUUUACGACAAGCUGGUCGACGAGACCAUGAACAUGAUCAACGAAAAUACAGAGGCUAUUGAGAAAGACCUGCAUCGAACGUUCCCGGAGAACGUUCAUUUUAACGACAUUACGCGCAACGGGGUUACCGAGGAAAGCCCGUUGCUGCAGACCCUGAGACGUGUGCUCAAGUGUUUCUCCAAGUACAGACCCUCGAUCGGUUACUGUCAGUCGCUUAAUUUUAUUGCCGGGUUAUUGCUGGUAUUCUUGGACGAGGAGCGCGCCUUUUGGAUGCUGGUUAUUGUGACCGAGAGAUACCUCCCUGGGAUUCACGAGUUCAAUUUGGAAGGAGUCAAUGUGCACCAGGGCGUGUUGAUGCUGUGUUUGAGACAGUAUUUACCGAACGUUUGGGCUCUGAUCAACGAGAGUUCGCAUUCCAACAACAACUCGUUUCUGUACGAACUGCCCACGCUGUCGUUCUGUACGACCAGCUGGUUCAUGAGCAUUUUUGUCGGUGUGCUGCCGAUCGAAACAACCUUGCGGGUGUGGGAUUGUCUGUUUUACGAGGAGUCGAAAGCGAUUUUCCAGGUUAGUCUGACGAUAUUCAAGCUACUGGAGCCCCAAAUGCUUGAUCUCAGCCACAAGCGGUCGGAGGACGACGGCAUUUUGAGCGCAGAGCUUUUCCAGAUGAUCCAGAACGCGCCGAAGCGGCUAUUGGACGCCAAUGCGCUGAUGGAGGAAUGUUUUAGAUUCUCGAGCUUCAGCAAGCUUUCGCAGGAGGAGAUUCUAAACUGCAAAAAAUACGUCAUCGAGAGCCGCAGCAGGUACAACGAGCUGAUCAAGCGGCGCAGUGCAGUUGGCAUGGACGAACAGGAACGUAAGGAGCUGAUGCGCACUGCUGUUCUCCUAGAGAACAAGCAGAUCGGACUCAAGAGCAUGAACUGGAACGGUCGUCUAAACAGCCGUAUGCGGCGUAUCCAGCAGCGUAUCCGCUAG
Messenger RNA from Ogataea angusta, 1548 nucleotides. RefSeq lists its product as uncharacterized. The record is from RefSeq and is a predicted model, not a curated record. Lineage: Eukaryota; Fungi; Ascomycota; Pichiomycetes; Pichiales; Pichiaceae. Bases 1 to 1548 code for a protein of 515 amino acids. The transcript has a single exon.